This is a messenger RNA of Bombina bombina (fire-bellied toad), 3114 nucleotides long. RefSeq names its product oocyte zinc finger protein XlCOF6-like. The record is from RefSeq and is a predicted model, not a curated record. Gene Ontology annotation, biological process: regulation of transcription by RNA polymerase II. The transcript has 4 exons. Bases 258 to 2723 code for a protein of 821 amino acids. NCBI's taxonomy places the organism in Eukaryota, Metazoa, Chordata, Amphibia, Anura, Bombinatoridae. Gene Ontology annotation, molecular function: RNA polymerase II cis-regulatory region sequence-specific DNA binding; DNA-binding transcription factor activity, RNA polymerase II-specific.
AGGAGAGGGAGCUCCAGAUCUACGAUAUACUCUCAUAUUCCAUUACCUCUACUGAUAGCCAAACCAAUACUGAAACGGUUAUCUGCUAUAUGUGGAUGGGUGUCUUUUGACACGGCCAGAGCACUGAGAGAUAUUAGCGCUGCACAGUCUGUUGGCACUCUACAAAUAACCAAUAAUAAUAAUAUUGGGUAUUGAUGUAACUGGAGUGAAUAAGGGAACCUUCUUCCUGAACACAGACAUUGGAGCCUGUUAUCAGCAUGAACUCCUAUGUGUUAGACAAACACAUGAAUAGUUCAUAUCAACCCUUCACUACAGCAAGCAUCAGAAUGAUACCACAGACUCCAAAAUGUUUAGACACUAAUGAUUAUUCACAAACAUUGGGGAAAUCACAGCAGAUAUUUAAAGAAGAUGGUGAAUUGGCAGGAACUGGGCAGCAAUCAUUAUGUACAGAGAGUAAUUUAGUCAUCAAACAAGAGGACAAGAAUUAUGCCUUAUCUAGUGAAAUUAUUAUCCCUGAGGAUAAGCCACAAACAUUUACUGAGUUUUUAAAACAUUUUGAAGAAGAGAAAAGUCUACAGUCUAGCCAAAUGAUUCAUACAAAGGAGAAACAUUUCAAAUGUACAGAAUGUGAGAAAAGCUUUAGAUAUAAGUCUCAUCUCCUAGAACACCACAGCAUUCACACAGGUGAGAAGCCAAACACAUAUACUGAGGGUGUCAAAUGUUUUAUACAAAUGACAAAACGUCUAGCUCAUGAAAGGACCCACAUUGGGGAGAAAUCAUUUAGCUGUACAGAGUGUGGAAAAAGUUUUACACAAAAGAGUGAUCUGAAAAAGCAUGAAAGGAUUCACACAGGAGAAAAGCCAUUCACAUGUACAGAGUGUGGAAAAUGUUUUACAGAAAAGAGUUCUCUGAGAAAACAUGAAAGGAUUCACACAGGAGAAAAGCCUUUCACAUGUGCAGAGUGUGGAAAAAGUUUUACAGAAAAGAGAAAUCUCAAAAAGCAUGAAAGGAUUCACACAGGAGAAAAGCCUUUCACAUGUACAGAGUGUGGAAAAGGUUUUACAGAAAAGAGUAGUCUGAGAAAACAUGAAAGGAUUCACACAGGAGAAAAGCCUUUCACAUGUGCAGAGUGUGGAAAAAGUUUUACACGUAUGUGUAAUCUUAAAAGGCAUGAACAGAGUCACACAGGAGAAAAGCCUUUCACAUGUACAGAGUGUGGAAUAAGUUUUACACAAAUAAGUAGUCUGACAAAUCAUGAAAGGAUUCACACAGGAGAAAAGCCUUUCACAUGUACAGAGUGUGGAAUAAGUUUUACACAAAUAAGUAGUCUGACAAAUCAUGAAAGGAUUCACACAGGAGGAAAGCCUUUCACAUGUACAGAGUGUGGAAAAAGUUUUACAGAAAAGAGUGAUCUGAAAAGGCAUGAAAGGAUUCACACAGGGGAAAAGCCAUUCACAUGUACAGAGUGUGGAAUAAGUUUUACACAAAUAAGUAGUCUGACAAAUCAUGAAAGGAUUCACACAGGAGAAAAGCCUUUUACAUGUACAGAGUGUGGAAUAAGUUUUACACAAAUAAGUAGUCUGACAAAUCAUGAAAGGAUUCACACAGGGGAAAAGCCUUUUACAUGUACAGAGUGUGGAAUAAGUUUUACACAAAUAAGUAGUCUGACAAAUCAUGAAAGGAUUCACACAGGAGAAAAGCUUUUCACAUGUACAGAGUGUGGAAAAGGUUUUACAGAUAAGGGUAAUCUGAGAAAACAUGAAAUGAUUCACACAGGAGAAAAGCCUUUCAUAUGUACAGAGUGUGGAAAAUGUUUUACAGAAAAGAGUGAUCUGAAAAGGCAUGAAAGGAUUCACACAGGGGAAAAGCCUUUUACAUGUACAGAGUGUGGAAUAAGUUUUACACGGAAGAGUGAUCUGAAAAAUCAUGAAAGAAGUCACACAGGAGAAAAGCCUUUUACAUGUACAGAGUGUGGAAAAAGUUUUACAGAUAAGGGUAAUCUGAGAAAACAUGAAAGAAGUCACACAGGAGAAAAGCCUUUUGCAUGUACAGAGUGUGGAAAAAGUUUUACAUGGAAGAGUGAUCUGAAAAAUCAUGAAAGAAGUCACACAGGAGAAAAGCCUUUCACAUGUACAGAGUGUGGAAAAAGUUUUACAGAAAAGAGAAAUCUCAAAAAGCAUGAAAGGAGUCACACAGGAGAAAAGUCUUUCACAUGUACAGAGUGUGGAAAAGGUUUUACAGAAAAGAGUAGUCUUAGAAAACAUGAAAGGAUUCACACAGGAGAAAAGCCUUUCACAUGUACAGAGUGUGGAAUAAGUUUUACACAAAUGUGUAAUCUGAAAAGGCAUGAACAGAGUCACACAGGAGAAAAGCCUUUCACAUGUACAGAGUGUCUAAUAAGUUUUGCACAAAUAAGUAGUCUGACAAAUCAUGAAAGGAUUCACACAGGAGAAAAGCCUUUCACAUGUACAGAGUGUGGAAUAAGUUUUACACAAAUAAGUAGUCUGACAAAUCAUGAAAGGAUUCACACAGGAGAAAAGCCUUUCACAUGUACACAGUGUGGAAAAAGUUUUACAGAAAAGAGUAGUCUGAGAAAACAUGAAAGGAUUCACACAGGGGAGAAGCCUUUCACAUGUACAGAGUGUGGAAAUAGCUUUACACAAAUGAGUAAUCUGAGAAAACAUGAAAGGAUUCACAAGGGAAGAAACCUUCCACACGUUUAGAAAGUGGAAAAAGGUUUUUAUUUAAUCAGGUAUCACAAAACACCAAAUAUUUAUACAUAAAUAAACUUUAUUUGCACAGUGUACAAACGUUUUUACAAUUAUCCUAAAGAGGACAAACUCUCUAAAUAGAAGCAUCAAAAGAGAUGUUAUUGUAAUAAUACUUUCUAAAUCCUAGUUAUAGAAGCCUCGGAUUGGAAGUGCUCUCCUGCUGUCCUUUGUGCCUCUAUAUAUGUGCACUUCAGUUUCUCUCAUAUAAAUGUGAUAGAAUCCAAAAACGACACAGGAAUAUACAAAUCUGCCCUCAUACUGACCAGUUUAGACAACUAUUCAUUACCAAAACACCCCCAGUGUUGUUUAUUAAUAUGACAGUGUUAGGAGUUGUACAUUUGAU